Opisthorchis viverrini is the source of this 723-nucleotide messenger RNA. RefSeq lists its product as hypothetical. Bases 1 to 723 code for a protein of 240 amino acids. NCBI's taxonomy places the organism in Eukaryota, Metazoa, Platyhelminthes, Trematoda, Opisthorchiida, Opisthorchiidae. The transcript has 6 exons. The record is from RefSeq and is a predicted model, not a curated record.
AUGUCAGAGCUUCCUAUCCCGAGACAAUGUACACUGAUAAUGGCCUCUGGUGAACACGAAGCUGAGGCUCAUUGCUCCUUUCCUCUAAUGGGGACUAACCAGAAUGAUGCCGUUGUGGCAAAAAAGACAUUCAAAUACUGUCCGGGAUUAAAAAAUGAACAACUACUAACUGCACUUUCCCAAAAUUCCAUUAAAUCCAACACAAAUGUCGUGGUCAACUCUGACGCUGUACGUCCAUAUUCCGGCAGCGGGUUCAUAGAUAUCACUGAAGUCCAAGAGUUUCGCCUAGAAAUACCACUGGCGAAAGAGAGAUACAAAGUGGGUUCAUACAGCCAACUGCGGCCAAGUAAGUUAAACCAUCGAGUCGUUGGCUUCCGGAGUCGGACUAUGGCUCCAGCCAGUGAGCUGAAAAUGAUAGAUAUGAGCUGUCCAUCACUUACGGCUGGUUGGCUGUCGAAAAGAGACUAUAGCAACUUGAACGCAAAUGCGAAGCGCAAAUAUCUACUGGAAUACACCGUUGUCUGGCAAAAAGUCUGCCUAAUGCCGCAAAAGACUCACAGAAGGGAACACAACAGCUAUAUUCCCAACAAGCGAGUGCGAAAGUACGACGUUCUCAAGCUAUUUAUUGGAGAGACACCGUCUAAACUUGGUCCAAUGCUGACGCAGGCGGUCUGGCUUUGGUAUGAGGCUGCGACUGCUGCAUAUUGCGGGAGCGUUGUCUGA